This is a messenger RNA of Zychaea mexicana, 858 nucleotides long. RefSeq names its product Prefoldin beta-like protein. The transcript has 4 exons. NCBI's taxonomy places the organism in Eukaryota, Fungi, Mucoromycota, Mucoromycetes, Mucorales, Lichtheimiaceae. Bases 295 to 642 code for a protein of 115 amino acids. Gene Ontology annotation, molecular function: protein folding chaperone. Gene Ontology annotation, biological process: protein folding. Gene Ontology annotation, cellular component: prefoldin complex; cytoplasm. The record is from RefSeq and is a predicted model, not a curated record.
AAGCAGGGCAAUUCUCUUGAAAUUUCACCUUGAAUAACUUUUUUGGUGCGGGUGAAGGCAUAAUUUUCGAUUCUGACAAACCCAUGGGAUUCUUUUCCUUUUUAUAUCGCGCGGUGGUUCGGCUGGCUGACAAAUUUAACUUGACGCACCGUAUACGACGAUUGAAGGUGGGACGAACCGAACCAAAUCAGGAACCGGAGUUUAAUGACUUGGAAAAAAAAGGCUUGAAGCGUCAAAAACGCGGUUUGGUCGGCCCUGUUAAACCUUUUGAAUCGCUCGAAUCCGAAUUACAUCAUGUCUAGCAAAAAGCCCAGUGAAGCCGAAAUUACACAACAAUAUAACAAGUUCAAGGGUGAAUUGCAACAGUUAGCGCAAAAGAUUGGCGAGCUGGAAUCUGAAGUUGAGGAACACAAGCUCGUAAUUGACAGUAUUUCACCAUUGGAGCCCGAACGUAAGUGUUUCCGUAUGGUGGGUGGCGUGCUUGUUGAACGAACGGUCAAAGAAGUAUUACCAGCACUGGAAACGAACUUUAACGGUAUCCAGCAGGUGAUCCAACAACUGCUGCAAUCAUACAAGCGAAGAGAACAGGACUUCCAAUCGUUCCAAAAGGAACACAAAAUCCAAGCUGUUGCCAAGCAGUAAUAGCACAAUCCAACCCAACGACGGUACACGACACGCACAUUCAAACAUCUCCUACAGCUACUACUACAUGUCAUACCUUGUUCAUCUUGUAUAAAAGAAAGUUUUCACGAGUAAUACCGUUGGAGGAAAAGAAAGAGUAUCAAGUGUUUUUUAAUGUGUGUGGGAAGCAACUAAAGAGAAAAAGCGGGGUAGCGGUCCCCCUUCUCGGGUUUAAGC